Fusarium subglutinans is the source of this 1236-nucleotide messenger RNA. Its product is annotated as fuculose-phosphate aldolase. Bases 1 to 1236 code for a protein of 411 amino acids. Gene Ontology annotation, cellular component: cytoskeleton. The record is from RefSeq and is a predicted model, not a curated record. NCBI's taxonomy places the organism in Eukaryota, Fungi, Ascomycota, Sordariomycetes, Hypocreales, Nectriaceae. The transcript is spliced from 4 exons. Gene Ontology annotation, molecular function: actin filament binding.
AUGUCUUCUACAACUGCCACGACAACCUCCAAGGUUUCCCUGUCUACAAGUCAACCCAAAGAUAGACUCCAUCAAAUUCCACAAUUCAGCACCCCCGAAGCUAAAAGACGAUGGCAAUUGGAGCAAAUGGCGGGCGCCUUUCGCAUAUUUGCGAGAUUGGGCUUCGCUGAUGGAGGGAGUGGCCAUAUCAGUCUCAGAGACCCGGUUCAGCCAGAUACAUUUUGGCUGAAUCCCUACGGAGUCCAUUUCGGCCUCUUGAAGGUGUCCGACAUGGUUCAUGUAAAUGAAGACGGAGAACGUAUCGGUGGUGCAGACAGGCCAGUGAAUACUGCCGGAUUUAUUAUCCAUGCAGCUAUCCAUAAACGACGGCCUGAUAUUAAUGCUGCAUGCCACUUCCACAGCCCCUAUGGCCGCGCAUGGUCCACCUUUGGGAAGCCAAUAGACAUGUUGAAUCAGGAUAGUUGCAUGUUCUAUAACGACCUUGCGGUAUAUGCCAACUUCGGUGGUGUCGUAUUCGCUAAAGAGGAGGGUCUGCGACUUGCUGAUACGUUGGGUCCGACCAAAAAGAACCUGAUACUACAAAAUCAUGGUAUCUUGACAUCGGGCGGCACUAUUGCUGAAGCAGCUGCCUUCUUUAUCGCGUUGGAGAGAGCUUGUCAGACACAGCUUCUGGUUGAAGCAUCGAUCACCGGCUCGGGGUUGCAAAAGACGUUUGUGGGUGACGAAGAGGCUCAGUACACAAAGGAUGGGACUGGAACCCCAGAGGUUAUGUACAUGCAGUUCGAGCCAGAAUACCAAUACAUUCUAGCUAGGAUGUUGAAGUACCAGCGAUUUGGCCUCGGCAACGAGUUCCCUCUCAAGCCGAUCGGCGUCAUAGCUCGCUCCACGCGCGCAAACGUCCCUGAGAUGGCUGUCAUCCGAGAGUCCCCAUACACGGACACGGCUAGAAUCAAUGCCCAGCUCCAGCAAGUGAGCGCUUUUCAGUCUCGCACUGUCAUAGGUCAACACCCCGAUAGGUCUGUUAACAGGGGAAAUGGCCAGGAGGCUGGGAACCUGAACGAGGGCCGACGUAGCUACAGGCUGGAAAUCGGGUUACCUGGUCUGGGCAGCGGCCAAGAAGCCGCAGCUGGUAAUGAUGCCGACAGCCCCUCUCUCUGCGAGUCUUGUCGCGGCUUGCACAAAACGAUCAAUAAAAGCAUCUUCGUAGUUGCCAUUGGUGACAAUUUGAGCUUCUGA